This is a messenger RNA of Aspergillus clavatus NRRL 1, 1707 nucleotides long. Its product is annotated as MFS transporter. Lineage: Eukaryota; Fungi; Ascomycota; Eurotiomycetes; Eurotiales; Aspergillaceae. Gene Ontology annotation, molecular function: transmembrane transporter activity. The record is from RefSeq and is a predicted model, not a curated record. The transcript has 4 exons. The coding region runs from base 1 to 1707 and encodes 568 amino acids. Gene Ontology annotation, biological process: transmembrane transport.
AUGGAGCAGUCCGAGACGUCCACAUCGAGCUCGCCAAAGGCCUACGAACACGAUGGCAGCCAUCCCACUAUCUCCUCCCAGCCGCUUGACAGCAUCAGCGACUACUCCGACGAGACGGUAGACCACCUCGAGCCGAUCGAGCUCACCCGCAUCAACACCUACCGGCUCCAGCAGAAGACCACCGUGGGAUCGACCCGCGGCCCUCUCCCCCGCGAUGCAUGGCUCCCCAUGGGCGCCGGCAAGGAGUAUCCGCCUGUACUUCCCGAUCCGGAAACAUACGUGGUGGAAUUCGAGGGCCCUGAGGAUCCCCUACAUCCAUACAACUGGUCCAUGCUCCGAAGGAUCAUGCUGGUCUGCAUCCUCUGCUAUGGUACCUUCGCCGGUUCCUUCGCCAGCGCCGUCUUCGCCGCCGCCAUCCCCGACGCAAGCAAGGAAUUUCACGUCAGCCAGGAACUCGGCUCCCUCGGCGUGACGCUCUACGUGCUCGGGUUCGCCGCCGGUCCAACCAUCUGGGCCCCCGCGUCGGAACUCAUCGGCCGGCGCGCGCCGCUGUCCCUGGGUCUGCUCGGCUGCGCAAUCUUCACCCUGGCCUGCGCCACCGGCAAGGAUUUCCAAACCAUCAUGAUCUGCCGCUUCUUUGCGGGUUUGUUCGCCGCGAGCCCGAUCUCCGUUGUCCCUGCUGUCUUUGCCGACCUCUUCAACAAUGCGCAGCGCGGGAUCAUCAUGUCCAUCUUCUGCAUGGCCGUGUUCAUUGGCCCGUUCGCGGCGCCGUUCACCGGUGGCUUCAUCGCCAUGAGCUCGCUGGGAUGGCGCUGGACCAUGUACAUCUCGGCGAUCAUGGUGUUCUCGGGCUUUGUGCUGGUCGUGUUCUUCCUGGAUGAGACGUAUGCACCCGUGAUCCUGGUCCGGAAGGCGGCCGUGCUGCGACGCCAGACCCGCAACUGGGGCAUCCAUGCGAAACAGGAUGAGGUCGAGGUGGACUUCCACGAGCUCCUGCGGAAUAACUUUGGUCGCCCGUUGAAGAUGCUAAUCACGGAACCCAUCCUGCUGCUGAUCUCGCUGUACAUCUCGUUCAUCUACGGGCUUAUGUAUGCCCUGCUUGGUGCGUACCCGGUCGUCUUCCAGGGCGUCUAUGGCAUGAACAUGGGCGUCGGGGGCCUGGCCUUUGUGGGUUUGAUUAUUGGAGAAUUGCUCGGAGGCGUCUUCAUCCUCUUCCUGCAGGGCUCGUAUAUCAAGAAGCUGGCGGCGAACGGCGACGUCCCUGUGCCGGAGUGGCGUCUUCCCCCGGCCAUUGUAGGCGGCGUGACUUUUGCUAUUGGCAUGUUCUGGUUCGGUUGGACCGGCUUCACCUCGUCCAUCCACUGGAUGGCUCCUAUCUCCUCUGGUAUCCUGACCGGCUUUGGCAUCUUUUGCAUCUUCCUGCAGUGCUUCAAUUACAUCGUCGACUGCUAUCCUACUCUUGCCGCCUCCACUAUCGCCGCGAACACUAUCCUUCGCUCCGGUGUCGGAUGCGCAUUCCCCCUCUUCUCGCGACAGAUGAUGGAGAAUCUCGGCGUGCAAUGGGCCGGUACCAUGCUGGGAUGCAUUGCCGUUGUCAUGGUGCCCAUCCCGAUCGUGUUUAUGGUGUACGGCCCUUGGCUUCGGGGGAAGAGUCGAUCUGCCAGUGCGCGAGUGUACCAGGAAACGAAGGAAGUUUAUGACGUUUGA